UUGCUGUUGGAACAUUUGGAGUGCUUGGUAGCUCAACACGAACGGUCCCUGCGAAUGACGGUUGUCAAGCGACACACUGGUUCAACAACAAGUAUCCCUGGAGCAAUCUCAGAGGACUACAACUCUUGUACCAGCGGUACUGGCGGCUCUAGUGGCAUCAGUUCCGAGGUGGAGGUUCUGAAAGCCCUAAAAUCCCUUUUCGAGCACCACAAAGCGUUAGACGAGAAGGUACGAGAACGCCUCAAAACGGCUGUGAAUAAGGCGAGUCAGCUGGAACAGGAGCUUUCUGAAUUGCGGGCAGCGGAUGGAGAUAAGUUAAAAGCCUCAUUCUCAGCUGCUGUCGGCGGCGGCGGGAGCGCCUCGAAACGGAGUAUUGCCACCAGCACCGACACAUUCGGAGGACAAGGUAACGUUCCGUAA
Messenger RNA from Dibothriocephalus latus, 420 nucleotides. Lineage: Eukaryota; Metazoa; Platyhelminthes; Cestoda; Diphyllobothriidea; Diphyllobothriidae. The record is from the annotation of a GenBank genome assembly.